Messenger RNA from Episyrphus balteatus (marmalade hoverfly), 557 nucleotides. RefSeq lists its product as uncharacterized. The record is from RefSeq and is a predicted model, not a curated record. NCBI's taxonomy places the organism in Eukaryota, Metazoa, Arthropoda, Insecta, Diptera, Syrphidae. Bases 190 to 546 code for a protein of 118 amino acids. The transcript has 2 exons.
AAAUUCAUUUUUAACGAUAACGGUCUAAUAUUUUGUUUAAACUUCUUGCUCAUCUUAAACGAUUCUUUCGUUUUAAAUAAAUCAUAUUAAACUGAUAAGGAUUAUAGUUUACCACAGAAGAAUAUAUCUGUUUAUCCUCAAACUAAAAUAAUAACAAUAAAACCUAAAAAAAAAAAAACUAUAAACAAUAUGAGUACUUCAAAACUUGUGAUCCUAUGUGUGAUGGUUUCAUUUGUGGCGACUGCUUAUGCCGUCACUAGUUCCUGGGGUAACUUUGCCGCGUCAUCACAAUUGCUUUAUGUUGAAAACAUAUUCAAUUCUUCAUUGCCCAGGCGAUAUGUGAAUCGAGAAGUGAGAUACCCCAAAAAUGGCAAUCCCAAUGGUCGAAUGAUAACAGGAAUCCGAGCCAUAGAUCAAGUUACUAAUGGCACUGGCGGUCAUGCAACUUUAUAUUCCGGAGGUCCUGGUUUCAAUUUCGUGAAUAUAAAACUCCAAUCUCAAUAUAAUUAUGGAUUAAUCUUCCGUGUGGAAGUUUAUGGAAGAUAAAAUUUUGUAAU